Molecule: messenger RNA, 1167 nt
Organism: Cornus florida
Lineage: Eukaryota; Viridiplantae; Streptophyta; Magnoliopsida; Cornales; Cornaceae
Product: deSI-like protein At4g17486
Exons: 5
Coding region: 238-903 (221 amino acids)
Biological process (GO): protein deubiquitination
Molecular function (GO): deubiquitinase activity
Source: RefSeq, a predicted model, not a curated record
AACUCAUUUUCUUUAAUCAGUCAAAAUCAUUCUUGAAGAGCCCUUUUUAAAAUUCACUUCUUGUUGAGUUCUUUCUCGCUCUGAUCUGAGGGCAACGCCACCCCCACUCUCACACAGUGUUUACACGCACAUAACAUCUGGUUCUAUCUUCUUAAAAGUUCGCUAGAACCGAAUGUUGAGCUUGGGGUUAUAGGAGUGUGUAUUUGUUGGAGCAUUGAGGGGCGGGUGAAAGAUAAAAUGCGGUUGUUUCCGUCUUGCUCGAGUUCGUCCAAGGGUCAGAGUAAUGGAGGAAGCAAUCGUGCUAUGAUGUAUCUCAAUGUAUAUGAUCUCACACCUAUAAACAGCUACCUUUACUGGUUUGGGUUCGGAAUUUUCCACUCGGGCAUCGAAGUACAUGGAUUGGAGUAUGGAUUUGGAGCUCAUGAGUACCCAACCAGUGGGGUGUUUGAGGUGGAACCAAGAAGUUGCCCUGGCUUUAUUUUUAGAAGGUCGGUGCUUUUAGGUAGUACUGAGAUGUCUCGUUCAGAAUUCCGGUCGUUCAUGGAGCAUAUUUCUGGAAAAUAUCAUGGGGACACUUAUCAUUUGAUUGCCAAGAAUUGCAACCAUUUUACUGAAGAAGUUUGUUUACGUCUCACUGGAAAGCCUAUUCCUGGAUGGGUGAAUCGGCUUGCCCGAGUAGGUUCUUUUUGCAACUGUCUACUUCCUGAAAGUAUUCAGGUUACAGCAGUCAGACAUUUGCCUGAUCAUUCAGCAUAUUCUGAAGAUGGGUCAGAUUCUGGUGUGUCAUCUGUAUCAGCGGAGAGUGAAGAGGAGGAGCUGGAUCAUCAUCUGCUGACUAAGCCAAAUGCUGAUGUGGCAUUUCUAAAAGAAAAACCAGUGAGAGUAGCGAAAGAGCAGCUCUGAUUUAUAUUCUUUUGCUCCAAUUCAUUAAUAUCCUGUCCUGGGUCUUCUUGUUUGUACUUGUAGUAUAUUAUCUAUAAUGUCAAGUGUAUCAGUAAAAAUCUGUCUCAAUUAAAUUGAUGAUUCCCAAGACCCAGUAGUGUAUUGACCACUGUUUCUAAUUGUAUGAUAUGUUUGGCUUUCCAAAUUCUAUAUGAAAUGAUGUCUGCUUUGCAGUAUAAAACCGAUGUUUACAAAUUAUUAAUUGCUGUUUCUAGUUCUUAAAAA